GGCCCAUCGGACCGGGCUCUCUCCCGAUCAGCGCAAACAGAAGGCCGAGGUCGAGGCUCGCAAGCAGGUCCUGUAUCUCCGGAAGCGCGAGGUAGGUCGCAUUCUCCCGCGGCGGUCGGCGCCGCAUCACUGACUCCGUCCUAGGCCGUGAAUUUCAUGACAUGGAGCGAGUGCGCGCGCGAGCUGGACGACUUGGAACAGAACUACCUGUGGAAGCAGACGUUCGAAUGCGCCGACUACGACCCCGAUCUCGUACAGGAGCGAAUCCACCAGCUAAACGCCGCCCGGGAGGGCUUUGACGUCAGUCGCAUGCUCUUUCUCAUCCGCACCUCGCUGAACCGCGACCUGGGCAACAUGAGCAAUGUGUCGUUGUACCGACACGCGCACCUCGGCACGAAGCACCUGAUCGAUCGGUAUAUCAAGACUGCGCUGGCCACGAUAACCGCCCUCGUUGAGCUCACCGAUAAAAAUCACUGUGACGGGCACGAGGCGAAGUACAUCCUGGACCAACUCCUGGCGGCGAGACAGGCGUUUGGACGCAGCGCCCUGCUCUUCUCCGGCGGGGCGACCUUCGGAAUGAAUCAUAUCGGCGUGCUCAAGGCCCUCUGGCAGGCCAACUCUCUCCCCCGCAUCAUAUCGGGGGCCUCGGCAGGCAGUAUUGUGUGCGCGGUGUUCUGCACCCGCACGGACGAGGAGCUCCCGGAUCUCUUGGACUCCUAUGUGUACGGCGACUUCAAAGUGUUCGGGCAUGAAAGCGAGCAAGAAAACAUCUUCCAAAAGACGGCCCGGUUUCUGAAGUAUGGGUCGUUCCUGGAUAUCUCGCAUCUCGCCAAGGUCAUGAGGAGCUGGCUGGGCGACAUGACCUUCCAGGAAGCGUACAACCGCACGCGACGGAUCCUCAACAUCUGUGUCUCCAGUGCAGGGGUGUAUGAGUUGCCCAAGCUGUUGAAUUACAUUACCGCGCCAAACGUGAUGAUUUGGUCUGCUGUGGCCGUCUCAUGUUCCGUCCCGCUCAUCUUCUCCCCGUAUCCUCUCAUGGCCAAAGACCCCCUGUCCGGGGAGCCAGUGCCCUGGAGCGACAUCCACCGGCAGUUCAUCGACGGUUCCGUGGACGGUGAUCUGCCCAUGACUCGUCUGUCGGAGAUGUUCAACGUCAACCACUUCAUUGUGUCGCAGGUGAAUCCACACGUGGUUCCCUUCCUGCCGAAAGACGAGGGGCCCGACCAACAGUUUCAGUCGUCAUUCGCCCUCCCUAACUGGCUUCACGGCUUAUCGCACCUGGCCAUGGACGAGACCCUCUACCGGAUGACCCUGCUGUCCGAGCUGGGCAUCUUCCCGAACUCAUUGACCAAGACCGUCUCGAUCGCGACGCAGAAAUACUCUGGAGACAUCAAUAUCUAUCCGGAAAUCCGCUGGAGCAGGGUCCCCGCGAUGUUGGCAAACCCGACGACCGAUUUCAUGCUUGAGGCCUGCAUCAGCGGCGAGCGCGCAACAUGGCCUAAACUGCAUCGGAUUUACAACCACUGCGCCAUUGAACUGGCCCUCGACUCCGCCGUCCAGGAGAUGCGGGCCCGCGUCGCGUUCUACCCCAGUCGCAUCAACACGAAAUCGGACAGCGCCGCCGGCCAUGCUCUCGAAUCUGUCGACACCAGCGCGGGACGCGGGCGCACGUUGAACCGGAGAAGCUCGUACAACCAUGAAAUCGAACAGCUGACGCACGUCAAGCACACUCCUCCGGCCCCUUCGACCCAGCGCCCUCCCCCGACCAGACCGUUCCUGCAACGGUCUCGCAGUGUGUUGCUGUGCGAACAGUCCCACGGCACCGAUUCCAUGGCGUCGGUGAAACUAGACGGUGCCGUCAAGCAACGGAAGAAAAGCUACCGGAGCCCGUCGAUCAAAUCGGCCGACGGACGCGAUGACCCGGGGUCGGGAACCGACGAAGAGACCGAUAUCCCGGCGCCGCCAAUUCGCAGGAUGAGACGGCAUGUUUCCUGGGAGCCGUCGUCCGACGACCACUUCAGUUGGAUGGGGCAGGGGCAGAAGCAGAGGCAGAACGGCGGACAUGUCUAUGCGUCUCACGAGGCGUCUGCGAGGGCGGAAGGGUUCCCGUACUCGGUGCAUGGGAUGACCGAGACGCCAUCGCGCCACCUCCGGAUGACGCCCGCCGCCUAUCCUCGAUCACCUACACCUCAUCCCUUCCGUAACUGAGGACCCGCUGCGAUAACAGUGGAUAUCGAGGCAGCGACAAGCAAGAAGCCAGACGGCGCGUAUGACGAUUGGCAGACAUCGUAUAUAAUCACUUCCUUUCUGGUUCUUUUGGUAUACAUCUUGACGAACGAGCAUGAUUGACAUGACGUGGCCGAGCGGGCGUUUGGGA
Molecule: messenger RNA, 2377 nt
Organism: Aspergillus heteromorphus CBS 117.55
Lineage: Eukaryota; Fungi; Ascomycota; Eurotiomycetes; Eurotiales; Aspergillaceae
Product: putative Patatin family phospholipase
Exons: 2
Coding region: 157-2208 (683 amino acids)
Biological process (GO): lipid metabolic process
Molecular function (GO): triacylglycerol lipase activity
Source: RefSeq, a predicted model, not a curated record